Molecule: messenger RNA, 2592 nt
Organism: Cryptomeria japonica (Japanese cedar)
Lineage: Eukaryota; Viridiplantae; Streptophyta; Pinopsida; Cupressales; Cupressaceae
Product: protein kinase STUNTED
Exons: 6
Coding region: 643-2238 (531 amino acids)
Biological process (GO): protein phosphorylation
Molecular function (GO): protein kinase activity; ATP binding
Source: RefSeq, a predicted model, not a curated record
ACUGCACACAUGCUAAGCUAGCAAAGGCGGCCCUACAAAUUUAUUUUUAUCAGCUUUCUUCAGAAGCUCAUCCAUGGAUUAUGGACCAACAGUUUUAUUAGUUUAAAACAUUAGGCUACUCAUAUAUAUAUAUUUUAUUUCUUUGUCUGCGUGCAUGCAUCACCUUCUGACUUCAGAACCUUUGUUGUUAUAUUACUAACUACAAUCAGAUCAUAUCAUGUAGGUACUCAUUUGUGAAUUUGAAUCCAUGGAAAUUAAUAGCAAAUACCCACCAAAGAGAAAUUGAAAAAGAACUAAUCAGCUCAGAUUCCAGAUUGAGAUAGAGAAAUAAAAUAUCAGGAGAAUCAAAGCAAAUUAGAAUCCUGGAUCAAUGCAAAUUAGAAUCCUGUAAGGUGAGUUUGUAUGGGGCUUGAUCACGCACCUACAUUAUCUGAACCAACUGCCUGUUAAUGUUGCAGCAAUCUUGGACACUUGUUGGGAAGCAUUUCUUGCAUUUCAAGAAAGGUAUUAGAAAUAUAGGCAUUGUGGCAGAGAACGCAUAGCUUUUUAGGCCCUUCUACUUUUUAGCUUUGUUUUGCCCCACAGAUCUGAUCACAGGUCUAAUGAUACGCCUUGGUACUUGACAACAAAUCAUAUCUUUUCAUGGGGUGUGUAGUCAGCAGUGAGAGAAUCAAUGCAGAAAAGGAAAAAGAAGUUCAAGAAAGUAGUACUCCUCAGGAUGACUAUGCUUAUAAUGCUACUGGGACUAUUCAGAGAGACUUGACAAGCAGGGUUGAUGUGGACUGUGAGACAGCCAUGAAAUUUCUCCACAGGAAGAAGAAGCAGCGAUGGAGAAUGGGAUUGUGUUUUUUCAGUCACAGAAAAAGACUUCUCGGACAGACUGAGAACAAUAACAAUGCAUGGCUUCUGGGGGCCAAUCCAGAGGACGAGUGUAACGGAUGCAAUGGGCUUAAUUGUGAUGCAGAAAACAACAAUGAGGAUGUCUGCUCUGUUAAUUCUUCAUUUAGAUUCAGCUUUGGGUCUCAGCGGGAUUGGGAGGCAUCUAAUCCAGGGGCAACUGUUUUGCUGCUGAAUUUAGAGAAGGGAAUGGAGAGUAGUCUUGCGGAUGCUCAUGUGGUUAAGGAGUUUGAAUGGGCUAGGAUCCAGUCCUUAGAACGCCAAAUUUCGCCUGCUGUUGAGGGCUUGAUGAGAUUGGAGUAUGAGGAGAUUUGUGCUGCCACUGCAGAUUUUUCUCAAGACAAGGUGUUAGGGAGGGGUGCACACAGCUGUGUGUACAGAGGCAGGCUGAGGCAUGGCAAGUUAGUUGCAGUUAAGUAUUUAGAUAAGAAUGACAAGGAAUCUGGCAAGGCAUUCUGCAGAGAGCUGCACAUCGCAAGCAGCUUGAAAAAUCGGCAUGUGGUUCCUCUACUUGGCUUCUGCAUCGAUCCCCAAGGACUCUUCCUGGUUUACAAGUUUAUCUCUGGGGGAAGUCUGGAAUACCAUCUUCACGAGAAGAAAGGUAAGGGCUGCCUUUCCUGGCCUGACAGACUUCAAGUAGCAAUAGGAAUCGCCAAGGCUGUGGAUUAUUUGCAUCAUGGAACCCAUAAAUGCGUGGUCCACAGGGACAUCAAGCCUUCUAAUGUACUUCUUUCUAGGAGGAAAACAGCCAAGUUGUGUGAUUUUGGGCUGGCAACAUGGACUCUGGGAGCUUCAGUACCAUUCCUGUGCAAGACGGUGAAGGGAACUUUUGGGUAUCUAGCUCCAGAAUAUUUCCAGCACGGGAAGGUCUCAGAGAAAACAGACAUCUAUGCAUUUGGGGUGGUUCUGCUGGAGCUACUCACAGGGAGGAAGCCCAUUGAGACAAAGAAACAAGGAAGCGACGAGAACUUAGUUCUUUGGGCAAGGCCAUUACUUAAUGGAGGAUUGAUAGAGGAGUUAGUGGAUCCCCGCUUGAAAUCCCGCCUUAAGGCGAAGCAUAUGAAGCAGGUAGACAGAAUGAUUAGGGCUGCAGCAGUUUGCCUACACCCAACAGAGUCAUGGAGGCCAUGCAUGAGUCAGGUUGUGAGAAUCCUCCAAGGCCAUGAUGAUACUGGGCUUCUACAACAUGCCUGUCUCGCAAUGAUUAAUGUCAAUGGAGACUGUAUCACUGGCAACGAGAAAGAAAACAUCAAGGCCCUCAAAGGGCAUCUGGCAGUAGCCAUGGUGGGGGUGGAUUUAGAUGCAGAUGACGAAAAGCCUGACUACAAGCUUAACCGUUAAUUAGUGAAAUGAAAUUAUCCUAAUUAGGUACAUGACGGCCACCAAAAAAGUUACAGUUGUCUCAGCAACCAAGACGAUCAGAAGUUUAAGCAGUAUCAUCUAUGAGACAACAAAUUUCACAGCUGUCUCAACUAUCAAGAGGGGCUGCAAUGAAAGCAAUAAAUAGUGCCUUGCAUGGUUUUCAGCAGAGUUUGAUUGGAAGGGCUGUAGAUUGCAUUGUGGCAUGCAAAAGGAAAUGUUUCGUUUUCCUUUCAUAAGCAAUUUAGUUUUGUGCAGAAGAAAGAGUGAGGUGACUCAUGUCUAUCUUAGCUUGUAUUUGUGUGCACUAAAAAAUAAUAAAGAGAGUUUUGUGGA